GUGUGAUCACAGACAACGAGGAAGGCCAUGCGGCGGGCGGGAGGUCGUUGACUCACGCGUGUGGAGUGAGUGGGAGACGGGGCGGCGAUGCGGGCGUGGCGAGGUCAGCGUGUGACACGAUACUGCUCUCUGCUCUCGGCGUGGGGGUUGCAAACGGCGCCAAGCACAGUGGGUAAUGAGCAAGGGACAGAGACGAUGGCGCAGUGGAUGAAGAGGUACCAAGUCGCGUCAACUGUUGCGAGCUUCCUUCCUCACUACAUCCUCGACCUCUCUAUCUCUCUUCUCUACAGACUCGCCUCCUCUCCACAGAAUGCCAUCGACAACAACAUCGCUCACCUAUCGCCUGUUUAUACUUUCGACGACGAGUCUAACGACAAGGCCGCAUUGGCCUCAUCCGACCUCGUCGCGUCGUCCUCCUGUAAGACCUUGUACUGGCAGCCAAGACUUUCAGCAACACGACAGCGCGGCUCGCGUCCGGCCUCGCCGCUUCCUCGCCACCCGAUGUCACAUCACAGCAACGAGUGCCUCGAGUAAUUUCUGAAUGUUUCGGGUGGACGACAUGGUCUGCAUUUCAUUC
Cutaneotrichosporon oleaginosum is the source of this 577-nucleotide messenger RNA. RefSeq lists its product as uncharacterized. Lineage: Eukaryota; Fungi; Basidiomycota; Tremellomycetes; Trichosporonales; Trichosporonaceae. The record is from RefSeq and is a predicted model, not a curated record.